Drosophila biarmipes is the source of this 840-nucleotide messenger RNA. RefSeq lists its product as uncharacterized. Bases 106 to 774 code for a protein of 222 amino acids. The transcript is spliced from 3 exons. Lineage: Eukaryota; Metazoa; Arthropoda; Insecta; Diptera; Drosophilidae. The record is from RefSeq and is a predicted model, not a curated record.
CUCCAAAACAAGCUAGCUCUGUUUUAUCACACAGAGUCCUACACAAAAUUAUUAAGUUAAUAUUUGUACCAACAGGUUCAAAAUACAAACACUAUAUUUUAAAUUAUGUGUGACUCAAAGUUUUCAGAUCCUACGUCCUUCCUGUACUUGGACAUGCUGGCUGACAUUUUAAUGCGUGACACCGUUGAGAUGGAGGCGGAUUUCAACAAGAAGGUGGAGUUUAUCAAGGAGCAGGAGCAAAAGGUUAUGGACAAUGCCAAAAAUUUACUCUCAAUGGAUCAAAUGCUGGGGCCCAUAACCUGCAGCAUGCUUAAGCUAGAAAUGGAACUAAGUGAGAACGAGUCGAGCUUAAUUGAGGCUGAGAAGGCAGUUACCCGCUUGGAGCAGACUUGCUCGAGUUCUAAUAGCAGUGGUUGUCGGACGUAUCCCCUGGCACGUGCCACCUACGAGGAUUUGCUGAGUUUGCUCAUGUCCGCCGAAAAAACAGCCGCGCAGUGCAACACCAUGAGGGAGCAGAUCGAGAUGUACAACCAGGAGGCCACCGCGAAACUACCUCCCAAAACUGUGAUUGGCAAGAUCAUCGAUUACCACAACAAUAUCCUGCUCCUAUUGGAGAAGGAAAUCGAAAAGUUGCAGAGCGAGGUCACCAAGGUCCAAAGGGAGUACGAAGAGCUGAAUAGGAAAUUGGAACCUUGUAAACUAAUAGCUCAAGCCCCCUGCCACAAGAACGAUUCAAAGCCCAUGGCCAAAUGUGAAGUACAACUACGCAUGUAAUCCUCAAACUGAUAACACGAUAUUUCCAUACGAGUAGUAUAAAUGCUUACAAUGCUGCAAGCUUAA